Meleagris gallopavo (turkey) is the source of this 1075-nucleotide messenger RNA. It is a transcript of the gene GYPC, whose product is annotated as glycophorin C (Gerbich blood group). Gene Ontology annotation, cellular component: cortical cytoskeleton; membrane. The record is from RefSeq and is a predicted model, not a curated record. Lineage: Eukaryota; Metazoa; Chordata; Aves; Galliformes; Phasianidae.
GAACACAACCAGGAAGAUAAAUGCUUUUGCAUUUUUCUGAACUUCGCUUUUGCUCCUUAGUAAAAGAUUUCCCCUUCUGGAAGCCAUUAAAAUUCGUGAAUCUCAGACAAAGACUUUUCUUCCUCCUCCCACACUCUGUGCAAGAUACUUAAUGUCUGCAUCCUGGGGACAUAACCGUGAGACGGAAGCAGAACACGACCAAGACCUUCUCUUGCAUUACUGCUGCUCUUUGCCUUCACUUGGGAUGAAUGAAUCCUUUCAUCUCAUCUGCAUUUGACUCGUGUCACAAGGUUCAUGGAGCAACAAUGGGGCAACAGAGAUGGUGAAACAAUUUUAAAAGUGUCAUUUCCUUAUAAGUCAGGCUCAGCUUUAAGCACUGACGGAGAAAGCAGGAGCAGGCACAGGUACAACAGUUUGACACAAUUUUAAGAUGAAAUGCAGCAUAAAACAGUGGACUUUACCCCUUUCACGACUUGCACUUCCUUUAAGGAAAAGGUCAUGUCUUUUCUCCCAGCUGUUCUGAGCCCUCCCCAGGCAGGAAGAAUAUCCUGUGUCCUGUGUUCUCCAGGGGCCAGCAGCAGAGCAGAGGAAGGAGCAUGGCUUCCACCUCCCUGCUCCCACGGUUCUGUUCUUAAGUGAUGUGAUCCUGAAGCACUGCGAAGAUCUUCCUCCCUUCAAAACAUGAUGCAGCUCACAUAGGACCCCAGCAGAUGGUGGAAGUGGCCAGAGGGGGAAAUACAAGCUAUUCCCUUUGGAGACCUCAGUGCCUAUUUUUGUCAGACGGGGACGUUGAGAAUUCCACAGCUGGAGCAGAUGUGGCUGUUAUUGGAGGUGUGAUAGCUGCGGUGGUAUUUGUCCUCAUUUGCCUGUUGGUUGUGAUGGUACGGUACAUGUACAGGCAUAAGGGCACCUACCACACCAAUGAGGCCAAAGGAACUGAGUUUGCUGAAAGCGCUGAUGCUGCUUUGAAAAAUGACCCUGCUCUCCAGGAAGCUGUGGAUGAGAGUAAAAAGGAAUAUUUCAUCUGAGAGGCAAGAAUUUCCAUGGAGACUUCCCCACGGGAAUCAAUCAGAAA